Messenger RNA from Eremothecium cymbalariae DBVPG#7215, 984 nucleotides. It is a transcript of the gene BET4, whose product is annotated as Rab geranylgeranyltransferase BET4. Gene Ontology annotation, molecular function: Rab geranylgeranyltransferase activity. The record is from RefSeq and is a predicted model, not a curated record. Gene Ontology annotation, biological process: protein geranylgeranylation. Gene Ontology annotation, cellular component: cytoplasm; Rab-protein geranylgeranyltransferase complex. The transcript has 2 exons. Bases 1 to 984 code for a protein of 327 amino acids. NCBI's taxonomy places the organism in Eukaryota, Fungi, Ascomycota, Saccharomycetes, Saccharomycetales, Saccharomycetaceae.
AUGCACGGUAUUAAAAGAAGAAACUUGACACAGGAGGCACUGGUUCAAAAGAGGAGUCAGGCUCAGCAGCAGAUCCACAGAUAUAGAAGCCAAACUGCGAAAGUUUUAAGUUUGAAAGGUGCUAAAGUAUAUAGUAUUGAUGCUUUAAAAGAGACUACAAUAUUGUUGGAUUUAAAUCCAGAGUUCAAUGCUGUUUGGAAUUAUAGAAGGGAUAUUAUUAAAGGUAUUAGGGAUGAAUUGAGUGAAGAUUUUUGGCAUGAUGAAUUGAGUUUUACAAUGGUCCAGUUAAAAAGUUUUCCGAAAGUGUAUUGGAUUUGGAAUCACAGGGUUUGGUGUUUGAAUAAUUGCCAAGGUAAUGCGCUUAAACUUUGGAAGUAUGAGUUGGGAAUUGUAGGGAAGAUUUUAAGCAUGGAUCCAAGGAACUUUCAUGGUUGGCAUUACAGGAGAAUUGUAGUGAACAAACUUGAGGCGUUGAGUCGUAUUUCGAUGAAUAAGGAUGAGUUUAACUACACCACCAAGAUUAUCAAUGAAAAUAUCUCCAAUUUUAGUGCUUGGCAUCAAAGAUGUCAGCUAAUUCCUAAAAUGCUUAAACACGGAGAAAUUACUAACUUUCCUGAGUUUGUCCAGAAAGAAACUGAUUAUAUUAUCAAUGCAAUGUUCACUGAUGCAGAUGAUCAAUCUGUAUGGACUUAUGUGCAUUGGUUUAUUAAAGAUGAGUGUAUUGUGAACAAUAUUCCUACACAGGAGUACAUAUCCAUGCUCCUAAAAUUCGAGGAGAAUAUUACCAUGAUUAACGAGGAUGAGAUUGAUUUCUCCGGAAAGGAAAAUAUAUGGUGUUUGAAAACUUUGGUUUCAAUAGAGUCCAUUCAAAUAAAAAACCUGGGUUUGCCUAUAGAAUCGCAUAUCAAAGAUUAUUUGAACAAAUUAAUGGAUCUUGAUCCUCUAAGGAGAAAAAAAUAUGUUCACAUGUUGAAUAAUGCUUGA